AACCCACUAGGAUCUUGUGGCACAGUGUCAUAGCUCAAAGUGAGAUUUUAUUUUCGGUUUUCAUAGGAAAUACGUAGUCCGACUGUACAAUGACAGACUAUGCAAAUCCUCCUGGAGCAUCUGAUCAAUCACGCUGGUGGGAGAGGAGGGGAAGGCAGCCCAGGGCUGAGCCUGCUUCUGCUGGACCGAAUGCGUGUGUAACAUCCCGGCCUGGAUGACAUCACGGCAGCGCCAGGUCCUUGAAAGUCUUGAGGAUGAUUAGCUGGAGGAAUUGGCUGCUUCUGCCAAUCAUAAUCCGGCAGAGCUGCCUUUACAGUUCUGGAGACAGCAGAGAGAGGGAGGGAGGGAGAGCCGGACCCCAGCUAAGCAGCAGGACGGCGGCGCGGGAGCUGGAGAGCAGCAGCAGCUGGCAUUCCGGUGAUUAAAUAGUUCUCGCAGCCUUUUUGCUGUACCGGUCUGCUCCCUGGUGUAAUUCUCCUGUCCAAGAAGGAAGCUGCAUUUUAACGGUGUGCUGAACAGAGGUUUGAAUCAUUCCAGCUGGCUGCUUGUUUUGAAAAGGACAAUGUGUGUAUAAAUAAAGACUGCUGCAAGAGUUCAGAGACUAGGACUGGAGCUAAGAAGCGCUCUCGGAAUCCUGUUGGGGCAGAUUGCACGAACUGAAAGCUCCUUCUAAUUAACCUGGAGCCAAGUGAGCCUGAAUACUGGAUAUGUCGUUUUCUAACUCGGGAUAAAUUCAAGUUAGCAAAAGAAACAAAUAAAUUAACAUGCUUCUCUAGAUAAUGCUUAGAAGAUUCUGCAGCAAUUCUUGGUAUUGGACAUACUCAAAACCUCUUCAGCCUUUACCCUUCUGGCUCAUUGCCUUCCAGCCUUAACCCAUUUGUGACCCUUUCAAAUAUUUUACAUGAUUUGCAAUGGUUACAUGAACUUUUGGAAAGUGGUAUUUGCACCAUCUCAUACGUCAUUCAUGAUGGCGCUUUAGGAAAAGAAGUUGGGAAAGUCUUCCAAAGCAUCACCUUAAAAAAUGAAUCUUAUCGUGAAGCUUCGGAGAAGUUUCCGAACAUUGAUUGUUCUCUUAGCUACCUUCUGUCUGGUGAGCAUUGUCAUUUCUGCCUAUUUCCUCUACUCUGGCUACAAACAGGAGAUGACACUUAUUGAAACCACUGCAGAAGCAGAAUGUGCUGACAUCAAAGUUCUACCUUACCGGUCAAUGGAGCUGAAAACAGUUAAACCUCUUGAUACAUCUAAAACUGAUCCUACCAUCCUCCUCUUUGUGGAGAGCCAAUAUUCUCAACUUGGUCAAGAUAUCAUAGCUAUCUUGGAGUCUAGCAGAUUCCAGUACCACAUGGUCAUUGCCCCCGGCAAGGGGGACAUUCCUCCUCUUACAGAUAAUGGCAAAGGGAAGUACAUUUUAGUUAUUUAUGAAAAUAUUCUGAAGUAUGUUAGCAUGGACUCGUGGAACCGAGAGCUUUUAGAAAAAUACUGUGUGGAAUACAGUGUUAGUAUAAUCGGUUUUCAUAAAGCCAAUGAGAACACCUUACCAAGUACUCAAUUAAAAGGAUUUCCACUAAACCUCUUCAAUAAUCUAGCUCUAAAAGACUGUUUUGUCAAUCCUCAGUCUCCUUUACUGCAUAUUACCAAAGCCCCCAAGGUUGAGAAAGGGCCUCUUCCUGGGGCAGACUGGACUAUUUUUGAAUAUAACCAUUCAACCUACCAGCCUGUGCUUUUAACUGAACUACAGUCAGAAAAAUCCCUCUCAUUCUUGUCCAGUAAAAUACUUUAUGCAACAGUGAUUCAGGACCUGGGGCUUCACGAUGGAAUUCAGCGAGUUCUCUUUGGCAACAACUUGAACUUCUGGCUGCACAAGCUCAUCUUCGUAGACGCCAUCUCCUUCUUGUCAAGGAAGAGACUGACACUGUCCUUGGACAGGUACAUCCUCGUGGACAUUGAUGACAUAUUUGUGGGGAAGGAGGGAACGAGGAUGAAUGUCAGAGAUGUGAAGGCAUUACUAGAGACUCAAAAUUUACUGCGCACUCAGGUUGCAAAUUUUACCUUCAACCUUGGAUUUUCAGGGAAGUUUUACCACACAGGGACUGAAGAGGAAGAUGAGGGGGAUGACCUUUUGCUCCGGUCCGUGGAUGAGUUCUGGUGGUUCCCUCACAUGUGGAGCCACAUGCAGCCCCAUCUCUUCCACAACGAGUCGUCUUUGGUGGAGCAGAUGAUUCUCAACAAGGAAUUUGCACUGGAACAUGGAAUACCUGUCAACAUGGGCUAUGCUGUGGCCCCACAUCACUCAGGGGUCUACCCCGUUCACAUUCAGCUGUAUGCGGCUUGGAAGAAGGUGUGGGGUAUCCAGGUCACCAGCACUGAAGAAUAUCCGCACUUGAAACCUGCACGGUACAGAAAGGGCUUCGUCCACAACAGCAUCAUGGUUCUCCCUCGGCAGACCUGCGGGUUGUUUACACACACCAUUUUCUACAAAGAGUACCCAGGAGGACCCCAGGAAUUGGAUAAAAGUAUCAAAGGAGGAGAACUUUUCCUUACAAUCCUUCUAAACCCAAUCAGCAUUUUCAUGACUCAUUUGUCUAACUAUGGGAAUGACCGCCUAGGGUCAUACACCUUUGUGAACUUGGCCGACUUUGUGCACAGCUGGACCAACCUGCGUCUUCAAACUCUGCCUCCAGUGCAGCUGGCCCACAAGUACUUUGAGCUCUUUCCUGAGCAAAGAGACCCUCUCUGGCAGAAUCCAUGUGAUGAUAAACGGCACAAAGACAUCUGGUCCAGGGAGAAAACCUGCGAUCACUUACCAAAAUUCCUUGUAAUUGGGCCACAAAAAACGGGAACAACUGCACUUUAUUUAUUUCUUCUUAUGCACCCUUCCAUCAUCAGCAAUUUUCCCAGCCCCAAAACAUUUGAAGAAGUUCAAUUCUUUAACGGCAACAACUAUCACAAAGGAAUUGACUGGUAUAUGGAUUUUUUCCCCACUCCAUCUAACAUUACAAAUGACUUUCUGUUCGAGAAGAGUGCUAAUUACUUCCAUUCAGAAGAUGCCCCCAAGCGAGCUGCAUCUCUUGUCCCCAAAGCCAAGAUCAUCACCAUCCUCAUCGACCCCUCAGACAGAGCAUAUUCAUGGUACCAGCACCAGAGAUCCCAUGAAGACCCAGCUGCCUUGAGGUUUAAUUUUUACGAAGUUAUUACAACGGGACAUUGGGCCCCAUCUGACUUAAAAGCCUUGCAGAGGAGAUGCCUUGUCCCAGGAUGGUAUGCAGUCCACAUUGAAAGAUGGUUGACCUACUUUGCUACUUCUCAGUUGCUAAUUAUUGAUGGACAGCAGCUGAGAUCUGACCCAGCUACUGUGAUGGAUGAAGUCCAGAAGUUUCUGGGAGUUACACCUCAUUAUAAUUACUCCGAAGCACUAACAUUUGAUCCCCAAAAGGGCUUUUGGUGUCAGUUACUGGAAGGAGGAAAGACAAAAUGCCUCGGAAGAAGCAAAGGCCGAAAAUACCCACCCAUGGAUCCGGAGUCCAGAAGUUUCCUCUCUAACUACUACCGAGACCACAAUGUGGAGCUGUCCAAACUGCUGCACAGGCUGGGGCAGCCCCUGCCGUCCUGGCUGAGACAGGAGCUGCAAAAAGUGAGGUAGCAGAGACCAAAUCCUGCCUCUGGAGACGCUCGCUUUACCCUUGAGUGAGAAAAAGCAAGCCCACAACUUCACCCCUUAAUGCACUUGUGAUUGUCCACAGAGGACUGUCAGAAUAAACUUCCUUCAAUCUUUUUCAUAAAAUGAAAGCUGUUAUAUAUGCACGCACUGGCAAUUAUUAGCAUCAAUCCUUAUGUAAGCUUUUCAGAAAAAAUAAACUGUGGGGUUUUGUGGCAUUAUCCAGUUUCUAGUGUGGGGAUUAUCGUACAGCUCAACUCCUCUGUUAACCAGAAGGUUUUAGAAAAUCAGUGUAUGACUAAUAAUGCUGAUGAUAUGCAAAUGACCAAUUAAAAUUUUGAGAAAAAGAUAAGGACUGAAGUGUAUGCAAAUGAGGUUAGUAGUAACUUAAUAUCUGAAUUAAGGGCUAACAUGUUCCCCUGGAUAAUUUAAAAACAAUGUUGCUUUUUUAAGGAGAGAAAUCAUAUAAUUUCAUAUUGUUAGUUUUGAAUAAUUAUUUAUUUUAUUUAGCCCACAUAUAUUUUCCUAUUGUUACACCCCCAUACCAAUGUUUUCGACUUGUUAAGAAGUUGCAGAGUUGUAGCCUAUAUGGUCUUUAUCUGUUUUCCUCUUGUAUAAGAGGAAAUAUUAUUGAUUCAUAUUUACUACUUCAUUAACAUUACUGUUUCAUCUGACUGGGUUAGAAUUCUCAAUGAAUCUGGCAUUGUGAUUCCAAUAAAAUCUGUUAAAGAGUUUUGGGGGACAGGAGAGGUCAAAUCAGCAUAAUAUCACCGUCAUGUAUAAAAUGGCCUUUAAAUAGGUCCAGGAUCUUACUAUACUGUUAAUCUAGAUAUUCCACCUCCACCAAUAUAAUAUUGGUAUACUUUUUCACUAUCCAAGCUAGAAAUGAAAAACUGUAUUGAUACGAUAUCGAAUGAAGACACCAAGAUAUGUUUGCUGGUCUACUGAUGCAUUGCCUUUAGUGUAGUAGAGGUCAACCUUUUCAAAGCAUGGACUUUUUUACUUAUGUACUAAUAUAUCUAUAACUAUAGAUGAUUAUGUUUUUAAUGACAGUUUUGAAAGAGACAUAUAAUCUAAAUCUUACCUCUUUAAACAUCACUGCAAUUCCUUACUCAUGUCACCCAAAAAUUAAUUUCUAGAGAAGUGACAUUCUUUCGGCUUAGAGUUAUAGGUUCCUGUCCCAUUUGGAGAUUGUUGUCAUGUUAAUUGGGUCUCUAUCUCAUUUGUCAAUGAUGAUAUAUUAAGGCUUUAUUAAGCUUUUCAGCAAUACAUGAAGGCCCAAUUUCAAUGGAACAGUCAAUCAAACGGACUGUGGCAACAUUAGCUAACAAUUCAUCUUUCCUCCAGAGUAAUUUUCUAUAGGCUGCAAAUAAAAUGAUUUUUCCAGUAAUUUGAGAAAUUAUGUUUGCAAUAAUUCACCAUCAAGUUUAAGGCUUUUGUUUCUCUUUCUUUCAUUUUUGUUGCUUUAGGCAAGCAAAUCACAUGUGAAUAUUUUAAAGGAGAAUCAAGGUUUUUACAUUUUAAAUUUGAAAAUCCAUCGUUGAAUUUGCACUACAUUAUAAUGUUUAUUUUUCUAAAAUUAUUUUCUCAGUAAAUCCAGAAGCUGUUGUAUUUUUGAGGAUAUAAUAUUUUUAUUGGGACUCAAUAUAAUUCACAGUUACAGUCAUUCUUUGUUACAGUGAUUCUUCUUUAACUUGGGGAUGAAAUUGUCAGGGUUGUGACUUAGGUCUGCGUUUGAUGCCAGCGUUUCGGGGACCAUAAUAAAUAUGAUGGAAAUUUUAUUUUUAGGGUUCUAACCUUCAGCUCACUUGUUUAUUGGCUUCCUCUAGUUUUUAUUUUUUUUUUUGUUUCUUUAAAUGAAGAUUAACAUUUUUGUCCAAGUGAGAGAAUAUAAAUAUAUAGAGAAUGUAGAGGAGGUACUAUUCAGAUCUGCUAAAGCUAACAUGUCAAGCUUCUUCAACAUAUCAUCAUAUUCUUAAAAAUAUAACUCAUUUUCUGCAUGUUCUCAUUUUCUUUCUAGAGUGUCACUGAUCAAUCUAUAAACAUCUGACAGUAAACUUUCACUAAACUGCUCUCCUCUCCCCUAGUUACUUCAAUCAUCAUAUCUAUUUUUCUUAUUAGAGUUUAAUAAUGGAGACAAAACUAUUUUAACUACAUAACUUAAAUUCACCAUACAAAAAAACAAUUUGAAGAGUCCUUGGACUAUGAGACUCUGCACUAUAGUAAGUCAGAAAACUGAGUUUUAAAAGUGUCUUGCGCCCGUUGCAGCAGCACGCACCUGGAGUGCAGUGACUCAGGAGACUAAGGCAGGAGGAUCUCGUGAGUUCAUGAGUUGAGACCAGGCCAGCCUGGUAACAAAGAAAACCUUGUUUGGGAAAAAACUAAAAACAAACAAACAAACAACAAUAACAAAAACUAACCUUGGUGGUACACGCCUGUAAUCCCAGCUACUCUGGAAAUGAAUUGCAACAUUUCAAAUCUGUAAAUGGCUUGGGCCAUUUUGCAAGAUCUUAUCUAGCUAUUAUUUAUUUAUUAAAUAUAUAUAGAUUUAUUUUAAAAAUAAACAAAUAAAUAAAAGGGACAUAGCUAAAUGACAGGGACAUAGCUAAAUGACUGAGGCCAUCCCCAGUAUUUACAAAACAAAACAGAGGAAGGAGGAAGAGGGUCUGGGAAGAAGGAGAAAAGGAAGAAGAAUAUUUAACCCAUUUUAGAAUAGUUGACUCAAAUUAAUAUGCAUAAUUAAUCAAAUUUUUAAAUUAAUUCUCUCCUAUGGUCUAAAAAGAUGUAACUUUAAAAUUUUGCAAUACUUCUCAGGUCCUUUAAAGGAAUACUUUUUGUCUUCUGUCCUUAUUUUCUUUGCCUUCAUUUCUCAACUCAAAAAUAAUUAUUAAUUACUCCACUUUGAUAAAGGCUAGAACAGUAUUUGAGUAUGUCUUCGUCAAAAUAUCAUAUAUACUUAUCAAAAUGAGUUCCUGAAAUUUAUGCAUGAAAUUUCAUCCAAAUUAAAAUCAUAAUUAAAAUUUCAUUGCAUUCACAUUGAUCCAAAGAGAAUGAAAUAUACAAAAAGGAAAAGUACUAGUUAGGAAACUUUAAAUUUUUAUAUUACUGUAAUUUUUCUAAAAAAUACAGCUUUUAGUCUAAUAAAAUAAUUUUAUUUGAAUUUUAGUAAACCCAUCUUGCAUACCUUUUUCUCUGUCUCACUGUUUUAUGUAAAGGAACAUAUUUAUUAUGACAAUUGAUUUAUUUUUAGUUGCAACAUAAAAUAUUUAUAUUAGAAUAAUAUCUUAAAACAACUAUUUUUAUUGGCUGUGUAACAUUAAGCAUUUACGUGAUGGAGGUACCUCAAAAACAAUUUUUUCUAAUGAUUUCAAGGCCUUGUUAAUAGGAUUUUAUUCUCAGAUGUAAGAACACAACACAGUCAUAAAUAUAUACAUAUUUUAAAUAUAUAUGUAUGCAUAUAUGUGUAUACAUAUACAUUGUGUCUGAAAUUUUUCUACUAGUUUUUGACCACUCUAAUCAUAUUUUCAGGAUCAACCAGUGAAUUGGUAGGAAAUGGCAGGUAUAGUAUACUUAUAUUGUAUACUAAAACUUAAAUUGUUAAAAUAACUGAUGUAGUUUAUGCAUAACAUAUCCUUGGUCCUUACUUCAGAAUAAAUGCUACUGCUGUUAUGGACACUAGGACGUUUCUCUCCAAAAUUCAAGGAUUUAAUUACAGGUUGCUUACUUUUCCUUUCCUUUUGUUUGUCCGCUGGGUACACAGUCACUGGAUUGUAAACAUAAACAAGUACACCCAAGUUUGAAUGUGGGCUUUCAAAAUCAAGUCCUCAUCUCAGUUCUCCCACGCAUUAGCUGUGUGGCCUUGGGCAAUUUGUGGAACUCUCUAAGCUACAGUGUUUUUUUCUAUAAAAUAGAAAUAAUAAUUAUUCCUGGAUUUUUGUAGGAUUUAAAUGAAAAUAUAUUUAAAUGACGCAGUAUAAUCCCAGAUGUCAUUGUGCUGAAACAUAAAAACAAUAUAUAUCUAACAAAUAAUCCCUUUCAUUAAACAGAAAUGUUGUUUCCACUUCCUUUAAUACUAAAACCAUAUAUAUACAUAUAUAGACAUACAUAUACGUAUGUAUACAUAUAUUCCAAAAGUUAAUUCAAAACAUUCCCUAUUCUCUUCCUGAUGACAAAUUUCCCUCAAGAUGGUUCCAUCCCACUCCUUCCUAUGUGGUCUCUAUCCCGUUUCUCUAUUUCUUUGUUAUGCAUUCAGAACUCUUCCCUUUCCACCUGCUAUUUGUACCUAUCUCCUCAAUUCCUUUGCAACCCAACAGAUACUCUAUCAAGAAUACAGUAUUUAACAGACAUGUGAAAAUAUGGAGGCAAAAUUUAAUGGAAGCUUACAUAUCGAGUGGAGAUACCAAUGAUAACAUCUUGAUACUUAAAAACUCUAAGAAAAUUUCUUCAAAUUCUUUAUAAGAUUUUAUAUUUACUUUUACUUCUUGUAAUAAAAUCUUUCUACAAAUGAAAAUGUUUUACUGUAUUUAAAUAUACAUUCCCUGUUAGCUAAUAUCAAACAUGGUCAUCUUCUAUAUUUUCCCUUGACAAAUAUACAUUGUUUUAGGUCUGAAAUUAAAUUUUUAUAUAAUCAAUUGAUUUCCAUUUCAAAAAUUUUACUUUUUUCUUAAUUUUUAAACUCUUAUAUAUUACAAAAUCCCGCCACAUAGCAGGUAUUCAACGAAAGUUCACUGAGUCAUGUUGAAAGUGUGUAAAGCAGUCCGAUUUAAUCAUUUGCCUAACCUUAUUAUAGUGUUAACCUUAUCCUUUUACUUUAUAUCCAUAUUCUAAAAUUUUUAUUAAUGACUUUAGAUGUCAGAAUCAAUGUUCCAAAUCUGUGCCUCCCAUCCCACACUUACCCAUAUAAAUUCUAACAGAUACUUCUUACCUGCUCUCCUCUUUCUAAAUACCUAACACCUCAGCUGAACAAAUGCAAAAAUAAAGCUACAGCUUCUGCUUCUCCUGAAUCCUCUUUUCUUCUUAAUGCCCACACCUACCUGGACCAGCUUUUAUUUUUUAUCUCUCUUCCACAUGCCCAAAGUAUACUUUUCCUAACUACAUUUCAGUAAACCAAAUGGCCCAAUAGAAAUAAAAUGUGAAUCACAAAUGCAAGCCUUACUUGUAAUUUAAGCUUUGUAGUAACUACUUUAGAAGAUUACAGAAAAAUUAAUUGUAAUAUUGUAUGUAAUAUAUCCAAAAUAUUACAUCAAUAAUCAAAACUAAUAAAAUUAUUAUUGAAGAAUUUA
Molecule: messenger RNA, 8937 nt
Organism: Cavia porcellus (domestic guinea pig)
Lineage: Eukaryota; Metazoa; Chordata; Mammalia; Rodentia; Caviidae
Gene: Ndst4
Product: N-deacetylase and N-sulfotransferase 4
Exons: 14
Coding region: 1022-3640 (872 amino acids)
Cellular component (GO): Golgi apparatus
Molecular function (GO): deacetylase activity; heparan sulfate N-sulfotransferase activity
Source: RefSeq, a predicted model, not a curated record